Messenger RNA from Acanthosepion pharaonis, 2757 nucleotides. The record is from the annotation of a GenBank genome assembly. Lineage: Eukaryota; Metazoa; Mollusca; Cephalopoda; Sepiida; Sepiidae.
AUGAAAAAAGGCAAGAAAGAAGAGAAGCCAGUUGCCACUGAUGUUUUUGAUCCUAUUCUUGUGGAAAGUAGACAGGCCUUUACAGUGGUGUUGAUGUUAAAGAGCCCUGAAACUGAUAUACAAGCAAGAGCAUGUGAAGCUAUUUAUAAAUUUGUCAAUAAAAGUGAUGAGAACAAAAGGAGUGUUUUGGAUUUGAAUCCAAUUGAUGAUAUUUUAGAACUGAUCAAAACUGAUGUCCGCAAGUUGCUAAGGAAGAGAAAAGAUGCUGUCCCUUCUCUUGUAGCUCUUCUUAAUCCUGAAGAAGAAACAAUUGUACUUGAAUUUGCUUCUCUGGCCCUCGGUUAUAUGUCUUGUGAAUAUGUCAGUAAGGCAGAAAUUUUUCGUAAUCAAGGUCUUGAACCUCUUAUUCGGUGCCUAUCAAAUUCUGAUCCUGAUGUACAGAAAAACUCAUUAGAAACUAUUACACAACUUUUGCUUAAUCACCAAUGCCAGAUAUGUAUGAAGGAUUUGAAUAGUUUUCCUCCCAUUUUGGAACUCAUUAAAUCUGAAUAUCCAGUUAUACAACGAUUAGCACUUUUAGGUCUUGAGAGAUCUUCUCAUGAUGUUGGCAACAGAGCUGCUUUGAGAGAACUUGAUAUACUCAACAUUCUGGUAGACAUUGUGGGUCAUCAUGAGUGGCCAGAUCUUCAUGUAAUGGCUGUCAUGGUACUGUCUAAUAUGCUGGAAGAUAUGGAAAGUGUUGAGAAAUUCAAAGAAGGUUCUGGCCUGAAGAAAUUAAUUGCAUUAGUCACUGACCAAACUCCACCAGAGGAAGAAGUACAACGGAAAGGGGAAAAGAAAGCAAAGUCUGGAAAGAAAGGCAAAGAAGGUCGUAGCAGUCGUCAGAGCCGAACAGGACGUGCCUCUGCCCACAGGUUUUUGUCCAGUCGAAUGGGAUUUGGGGAUGCAAUGGCUGAACAGGAUUUUAUUGAAGAAGAGGAUGAGUUCCCCAAUGAUCCUGUUGCAAAGGCACCAAAAGAAGAAGAUGCCCCUGUUACACCCACAGACGCUAUCUUUCCUACAUUACCUGAUGUGAAAUUAUGUGCAGCCAAUGCCAUUGGUCGGGCAGCAAGAAACAAGGAAAGCCGAAAAAUGUUACAUGAACAAGAGACUGAAAAGAUGUUAAUUAUUUUACUGAGCAAUGAUAAUCCAGCAGUUCAAGCUGCUGCUGCCCGAUCUCUUGCUGUAAUGUGUGAGAAUGUCAGUAGCAGAGUAUCAGUCUUGGAAUGGGAAGGAUUUCCUGCACUUAUCCGCCUGUUGCAUUCUGACAAUGGAGAAACACUAGAAGCUGCGACUUUGGCUCUUCAGUAUUUGACCACCUCAAACUCUGCAAAUUGCCUGGAAGUGUUGAAGCUACAUGGAAUUGCUCCUCUCAUUCAUGUACUGAAUGACACUAAUGAUGGAGCUGUUUCGAAUGCUGCAGCUGUGCUUACUAAUUUGGCACAAAAUGAGGUUAUACGAAAAGAAGUCUGGCAGAAAGGUGUCAUCAAAGCUCUGGUUAAAGCACUCAAAUCUACGACAAAUGAAACCAUACAGAGUAAUAUUGCAUUAGCUCUGGCAAAUUAUGUUUGUAAUCCCUCAUCACGAGAAAUGCUGCGGCAGGUGGAUGGCAUAGAACCUUUGGUUCAACUCUUAAAAUCAGGAACAAGUGAGGUUGUUCGAAAUGCAUCAUGGGCCAUAUUUGUGUGUGCAGCUGAUGAGGCCACAGCUGAGAAAAUUUGUAUUUAUGGAGGCUUAAAAAUUCUCCAAGAGAUUCACUCUUCUUUGACACGACGCAAUCAAUUUACUGAUGCAGCCUUGGAGCGACUCCUUGACAACAACUUGUCAGCAAAAUUCUCUCUCACUGGAUAUCUUGGUCCAACCAACAUAAUUCAAGAUGGUUUUUUUGAUGCUGGUCCUCUAAAACCUAAUUCUGAAUUUAAAUCCUUGGAAUACUUUUGCUCACAGAAACUGAAAGACCGAAAACCUAUCAUCAUGGUUAAUGCCAAGCUUUCGACACCACCAAAGAUAACUGAAGAAUAUGAACCCAAACAAGAAGAUUCAAGAGCAAGUUCAAGAAAUGCCAAAACCAAAAUAAACCGUGGUCGACAAAAGGAUCGUCCUGAAAAAGCUCGAGGAGGUGAAGAAGAAGAGAUCCAGAAUCAGACUCACUCAGAACAAAUGGAUGGUGAAGAAGGGGAAAAUGAAAAAGAAGAGAAGCCUUUCUUGCCACCUGACGAUUCAAAUCUAUUUGAAUACAUCAAGGAGGUCCAGUUAUGUAUCCAUUGUUCCUUAUCUGUCAGAGAUCAAGUUUCAGCUUUAGCAUCUUUUGUGUCGAAUAAAAUGGGAGGAGAAGUGGAAGAAAGUCAAGUGAAUAACUUUUGUUGGGAAUUGCCAUUAAGUCAACUGCAGUAUGAACUUGGUUCAAAUGUUGUUCCUAUUGGUGCUAUUAAAACAGGAAUCCAUUGCCAUAGAGCUUUGUUGUUUAAGGUUUUGGCUGACCGUUGUCUUAUUCGCUGUUCAUUGGUGCGAGGAGAAUAUAACAAAGCCUGGAAUGUUGUUCUACUUGGAGAUGAGAACAGCACAAAUGAAAAUUCUGAAAACCAUGCUGGUCAUAUUCUACUCAAGAAACAAACUGUGCACUUUCCUCCAAAAGCUUAUAUUGUGGAUCUGAUCUAUGAACCUGGUCGACUGAUGAAAGCAGAUUCUCCAGAAGCCAUGGCUUAUUGUCGGCUCUGA